UCCUUCUCCUUCUCCGUCUCUCUCUCUGAAAAAAAAAACACGAAACACAAACACAACAACAACAACAAAAAUGCUCUCAUUCUCUUCCACACAAACCAAACCUUCUCCUCUCACUCCAAAUCUCUAUCUAUCUUCUCACUCAAUCUCUCACUCUCUUAUCACACCUUCUUCCACUCGCAAACCCCAAAAAAUCCAGACCCAUCUUAAUCUCCAACGCCUCAGAGUUCGAGCCAUCGACGCAGCUCAGCCUUUUGACUACGAGACCCGAAUCAAAACCCAUUACCAAAAAUCCAACACCCUCAAAAUCGCCAUUAUUGGGUUCGGCAAUUUCGGCCAGUUCUUGGCCAAAACUUUCGUUCAACAAGGCCACACAGUCCUCGCCCAAUCUCGCUCUGACUACUCCAAAGUUGCAGAAAACGUCGGCGUUUCAUUCUUCACAGACCCACAUGACCUCUGUGAGCAACACCCAGAAGUUGUUCUUCUCUGCAUUUCAAUUUUGUCCACUGAAAAGGUAAUCAAGUCGUUCCCUUUUCAGAGGCUGAGAAGAAAUACCCUGUUUGUUGAUGUUCUUUCAGUCAAAGAAUUUCCAAGAGAUUUGUUUUUGAAGUAUUUGCCUGAUGAGUUUGAUAUUCUUUGCACACACCCAAUGUUUGGACCAGAGAGUGGUAAAAACUCAUGGGUUAAUCUUCCUUUUGUGUAUGACAAGGUUAGAAUUGGAAAUAAUGGGUUUAGGUUCAAUAGGUGUGAGAAAUUUUUAGACAUUUUUGGUAGGGAAGGUUGCAGGAUGGUUGAAAUGUCAUGUGCAGAACAUGACAAGCAUGCAGCAGGGUCACAAUUUGUGACCCAUACAAUGGGGAGGGUGUUGGAGAAGUUUAAAUUGGAGUCUUCACCAAUUAAUACAAAAGGGUAUGAGACUUUGUUGAAUUUGGUGGAGAAUACAUCUGGGGACAGCUUUGAUUUGUAUUAUGGGUUGUUUAUGUAUAACAAGAAUGCAAUGGCGCAGUUGGAGAGGUUGGAUAUGGCAUUUGAGGCUCUUAAGAGAGAGUUGUUUGGGCAUUUGCAUGAGGUUUGUAGGAAGCAGUUGUUUGGGACUGCAGAAGCAGUUGAAAUUCCAAGAGAAGAAGAGCCUGCCAAGUCACAGAAAUUGCUUCCAGUUGGUGCUCAAAAUGGAAGCAAUGUUGUUACUCAAAAUCGAAGCGGUGAGGCUCCUUGGAACGGUGCUCAUGAAGGUUACAAAGAUAGUGCUCCUCUCGAUUCUGCUUCUGUGUCUCUAAGAUAAUAUGCUCUGUUUCUAGAGUAGGAGAAGUUGUGCUUAUGCAUCUAUUUAUGCUCAAGUAAUUAGAAUUCUAGCUGUGCUGAAGAAGAUCUUUGUUUCUUUGUUGUUGCUAUUUUUCUUCUGUUUGUAUGAAGAAAGUAAUGAAGAUCUCAAAUUUUGAGAGAAUGUAGUUGUUCAGCAUUGCAACAUGAUUUUCAGUCAGAUAUUUGCUUUGGCAUUCUCCUAAAAUUGAUUGAUAUAUGGCUUUU
This is a messenger RNA of Prunus avium (sweet cherry), 1524 nucleotides long. Its product is annotated as prephenate dehydrogenase family protein. The record is from RefSeq and is a predicted model, not a curated record. Gene Ontology annotation, biological process: L-tyrosine biosynthetic process. Gene Ontology annotation, molecular function: prephenate dehydrogenase (NAD+) activity; arogenate dehydrogenase (NADP+) activity; prephenate dehydrogenase (NADP+) activity. NCBI's taxonomy places the organism in Eukaryota, Viridiplantae, Streptophyta, Magnoliopsida, Rosales, Rosaceae.